AUGAAAGGGCCGUCGGGCGGGCCGGCGUCGGAGGUGAUCCGCGAGGGCGAGCUGGAGAAGCGCAGCGACAGCCUCUUCCAGCUCUGGAAGAAGAAGCAGGUGGUGCUGAGCAAGGAGAGCCUGAGCCUCUUCUCGUCCGAGGGCGGCGGCGGCGGCGGCGGCGGCGGCAGGGCCCGCGCCAAGGAGCUGCGCUUCGGCUCCAUCCAGAAGGUGGACUGCGUGGAGCGCACCGGCAAGUACGUCUACUUCACCAUCGUCACCACGGACCGCAAGGAGAUC
This is a messenger RNA of Protobothrops mucrosquamatus (brown spotted pit viper), 279 nucleotides long. Its product is annotated as pleckstrin homology-like domain family A member 2. The transcript has a single exon. Gene Ontology annotation, molecular function: phosphatidylinositol phosphate binding. The record is from RefSeq and is a predicted model, not a curated record. Gene Ontology annotation, biological process: positive regulation of apoptotic process. NCBI's taxonomy places the organism in Eukaryota, Metazoa, Chordata, Lepidosauria, Squamata, Viperidae. The annotation marks the transcript as partial.